AUAUAUAGAUUAGUUACUUUGGUUGGUGAAACUGCUUGGCAAUUUUAUGGAGACUGUUGUUAGCUACUUUAAAAAAUGUACAGGAAGUCAGCUCCAUCCUGUUAAAGAAGCUGAUUGCUGCAGGAAUUGGGGAUCGGCCUGUUGUGUUUGUUACUCAUAGGUUUUCAUUGGAUUUCAUUUCUUUUUCUGUUUUUUUUAUGUCAACAUAUUUUAUGCAUUUCAUGAUCUAUGACCUUUCUCAUAGCAUGAUGUCAAGCAUUGUUAGUCUCUUUGGGUGGCUACUAUAUUGAAUUUUUUCUUUUGUAUUUGAUUAAAUAGAAUUUUCUUAGAUAUGCCUUCUCAGAUACAUUUUCGAGGAAUAUGGGUGUCCAAUCUAUCAUAUAUCUUAUCAAACUCAGAUGUACUCUCUUAUUCUUAUAUUGCCUUUUGGGUUGAUGUGAGUGCUUUCGUAUUAGAGGCUCUGCUAGUCCCACGUGCACCUUUGCAUCUUGGCAAGCGUGUGGGACAUUGGAGCACCGUGUUAGCCUGUUAGGUGGCCCCCACUUGAAGAUGACCAUAUGCAAAAUGUGGUUGGUUGACUUAUUAGGCCGACCACCUCGUGUAUGGACAAUUUAACAAACUUGCCAUAAGUCCAAAUAUGCACGUGGGCCACCUGAUCAAUGGACUGGACUAAUACUUUCUUAUGGCCAUCUGACAUGCGGGCCACCAUAUGCACUGCUCAAAUGUUCCACAUACUGAUCAGGUUGGCAGGUGUACUACUUGUAAAGGCAUGUGUUUGUGUCUUGCACAUUACUUUCUUAUUGUUUUUAGCACAGAUCUACUAUUGUGGGCCUCUCUCUCAUUUGAUGAUUGCAAUCUAUACCAUGUGCAAUUCAAAUGGUAGUGCGCUAUUACAGAAUGUGUUGCAUGAGGUUCCUAGAACUACGGUGACCUUUUGUCCAAGGCAGGUGCAAGCUAGUCUUUCUGCACUUGAAGAUGCAAUGGAGGCAGGAUAUGAAGAUUUCAAGUUUCUUGAAGUAGUUCGACUUGAAGGACAUGCCAUCACCCAAAAAGAAGUUGUUCUGUCAAGAGAUAUCCAUCUCCUUUAGGUAUUUGCUACUUCUUUUUCAACUGAAUUGAACUAUGGUUUGUGCUAGUUUUUCUUUUACCUUUUUUUUUAAAAAAAAAAAAUGCUAGGAAGUGAUACAUCAGCUAGUCCCAAGCCCAGGUAAGGGAGGACUAAUGGCAAGCGUGUAGCUGCUAUGAACUGCAUAAGUGGAGAUGCUUCUCCAGAUUGUCAUUGUAUACUGAAACUCCAUAUAUCUUGGGUGACAAACACCCUUUCCGAAAUGGACAGUCAAGUAAGUACUGUGUCACAUGCACUGGAGAGUACCUCUGCAAUAUUCUGAUUCAUGGUAAUGUCACUCUAUGUGUGUGUGGGAAAUGUUCCUAUAAGGUGGAGCUUGACACCACGAGUCAGUGGUGAAAAUAGGCCCGACUGGAACUUGUCAGCCCCUGAAAUGGGUGAGUCAUGACUUAUUCAUCGAUGGAAUGAGUUGGUCUGAGUCGGCCUGUCAAAGACCAUGCUUGUCUUAGAGUAGAAAAAUGCACUAACAAAGAUUUGAGUUUUAUGAUAUCUCACCAAUUUAUUGUUUUGACAGGCUUAUAAUCCUUUGCUGGAUAUUCACAUUUCUUGAAUUUUUUUUCUUUCUUUUCUUUUUGGUACUAAGAGAAUAAA
Magnolia sinica is the source of this 1717-nucleotide messenger RNA. RefSeq lists its product as uncharacterized. The coding region runs from base 660 to 1088 and encodes 142 amino acids. Lineage: Eukaryota; Viridiplantae; Streptophyta; Magnoliopsida; Magnoliales; Magnoliaceae. The transcript has 3 exons. The record is from RefSeq and is a predicted model, not a curated record.